Messenger RNA from Penicillium canariense, 708 nucleotides. RefSeq lists its product as uncharacterized. The transcript has a single exon. NCBI's taxonomy places the organism in Eukaryota, Fungi, Ascomycota, Eurotiomycetes, Eurotiales, Aspergillaceae. Bases 1 to 708 code for a protein of 235 amino acids. The record is from RefSeq and is a predicted model, not a curated record.
AUGACGUCCAACAUCCCCGAAAUUAUUCUCCUCUGCAUGGAUUCCGAAUUCAUCACGGCGUUUGAUGAGGCUUUGCAAACCCAGUGGCCAGAUUACUCGCCGGGAAAAGUUAAGAUCACCACGGUCAACGAGCGCCUCAAUAGCCUUCCCCCGUCGGUAAAAUUCGAUUUGGUGGUGUCACCCGCCAACUCUUAUGGCCGUUUAGACGGCGCCUUUGAUCAUGCUAUCUCGCAGACAUUCAGUCCCCGAAAGGACUACCACGCGCUGACUCGUGCGGCUCAACUCGUUUUGUACGACAAAUGGCGGGGAUUUGCCCCACCAGGCUCAUGUACCCUCGUUGAGUUCCCCGAGAAUCUUAAACAGAACGAUCACAACUGCAGCUGGGUCGGUCUUUGUCCCACGAUGAGAGAGCCUGAGGAUGUGAAUUGGGAUCGCGAGGUGGUAUACGAGUGUGUAUGGAGUUUGUUGUGCCAGAUUGAGGGGCACAACCGUUCUCAUGUCGAUAACAGAAUUGAGACGAUUCUAAUGGCACCGCUGGCUGCUGGUAUUGGGAAGGUCAGCAAGGAGCGCUGGUCGGCUCAGACGGCCUUGGCGCUUAAGCAUUUCGUUGCAGCGCUUGAGAAACCUCAAGUAUGGAGCACUCUGCAGUGGGAUACGAUCGAGGAAAUUGACAAUGAAGUGCAUGCGACUUGGAAGGUGAAGAAAUAG